Messenger RNA from Anthostomella pinea, 1041 nucleotides. Lineage: Eukaryota; Fungi; Ascomycota; Sordariomycetes; Xylariales; Xylariaceae. The record is from the annotation of a GenBank genome assembly.
AUGGCGCAGACGCCCGCCGCAGCCCCGACGGCGGCGCAACUCGAUGCCGUCAAGUCCUCCGUCCGCAAACUCCUACACCAGCCCGACUACGACGACGGCUCCGCCGGCCCCGUCCUGGUGCGUCUAGCCUGGCACGCAGCAGGAACUUACUGCGCCGAGACGAACACGGGCGGCUCCAACGGCGCAGGCAUGCGCUACGAGGCCGAGGGCGGCGACCCGGCCAACGCGGGCCUCCAGCACGCGCGCGCUUUCCUCGAGCCCGUCAAGGCCGCUCAUCCCUGGAUCACCUACGCGGAUUUAUGGACGCUCGCAGCCGUCACAGCGAUCGAGGAGAUGGGCGGGCCGGCGAUACACUGGGCGGGCGACCGUACAGACUUCACCGAUGAAAGCAAGGUGCCGCCGCGGGGCCGCCUGCCGGACGGCGCGCAGGGCGCAGAACACCUGCGCUUCAUCUUCUACCGCAUGGGGUUCUCAGACCAAGAGAUCGUAGCGCUGUCGGGCGCGCACAAUCUGGGGCGCUGCCACGGCGACCGCUCGGGCUUCGAGGGCAAGUGGGUGAACAACCCGACGCGGUUCUCAAAUCAGUACUUCAAGCUGCUGCUAGCGAAUGAUUGGAAGAAGAAGACGCUGGAAAGCGGUGUGGAGCAGUUCGUGUUCGUGGAUGAGGACCUGGCUGCGGAAGGAGAGGAGGAGGGCGGGGAGAAGGCUGCGGAGCUCAUGAUGCUGCCGACGGACAUGUCGCUGCUGUCCGACAAGGCGUUCCGGCCGUGGGUCGAGCGGUAUGCCCAGGACAAGGACCUUUUCUUCGAGCACUUUGCCAAGGUCUUUGCCAAGCUUCUUGAGCUCGGUAUCAAGAGGGAUGCCAAUGGCAACGUGGUAAACGAGGAGAACGUCGAGGAGGGGUACAAGAGCGCGCCGAAGAAGAGCGAUUCGGCGCAGGCGCCGGGCGAUCAGAACAAGGGCCAAAUUGGUCACGAGGCCGACCCGCUGAAGAAAGAUAACGAGAAGUUCCAGCGGAGGAAGAGCGGCGCGAAGCUGUAG